AACCGCGGGAACAAAGACAGCAACGGCAGCAGCGUCUUGACCUUGUCCUCGGGUCAAGGCGACUCACCGCCCCUGACCCCUAUCCUCCGGCGCCCGACGGUGGUCGCACAUGAACAGCGGCUGUCCAGCAUCAGCAGCCAAAUCACCCUGUUCCACAAUGUCGGCGGUGAGGACAGAUACUCGGCCGGCGUCAAACAAGACAAGACGUUAUCCCUGAAAAGGGUCAAGGUGAGAACAUCUCAGGGUCAGAUCAAUGACCUUGAACAGCACUGAGGUUGGGGGGGGGUGUGGCUCACAUCAUAUCUGCAGGAUGCUGUCAUGUUCCGAAAUAUAUCAUGUGAAUUAUUUGAUUCAUAGGACAGCUGUCAUGUCACUACCCUUAAGUUGGGAUUUUAAUUUUAAAAAUAGAAAGUCCUCAAUUACACAGAACCUAGGCAAUCAAUGACGUCACUAAAUGGAUAUUUCUUUCUUAACAUUAAACAGUACAGUGGCGUUGUUUUCUACGUUGUUUCAAUGAUUCCCUAUGUUGUUUAAUCAUCUCCUACAUUGUUUCAAUCAUUUCCUACGUUGUUUCAAUCAUUUUCUACGUUGUUUCAAUCAUUUCCUACAUUGUUUCAAUCAUUUCCUACAUUGUAUCAAUCAUUUCCUACGUUGUAUCAAUCAUUUCCUACGUUGUUUCAAUCAUUUCCUACGUUGUUUCAAUCAUUUUCUACAUUGUUUCAAUCAUUUCCUACAUUGUAUCAAUCAUUUCCUACGUUGUAUCAAUCAUUUCCUACGUUGUUUCAAUCAUUUCCUACGUUUUUUCAAUCAUUUUCUAGGUUGUUUCAAUCAUUUCCUACAUUGUAUCAAUCAUUUCCUACGUUGUUUCAAUCAUUUCCUACAUUGUAUCAAUCAUUUCCUACGUUGUAUCAAUCAUUUUCUACGUUGUUUCAAUCAUUUUCUACGUUGUUUCAAUCAUUUCCUACAUUGUAUCAAUCAUUUCCUACGUUGUUUCAAUCAUUUCCUACAUUGUAUCAAUCAUUUCUUACGUUGUUUCAAUCAUUUCCUACAUUGUAUCAAUCAUUUCCUACGUUGUUUCAAUCAUUUCCUACAUUGUAUCAAUCAUUUCCUACGUUGUAUCAAUCAUUUCCUACGUUGUAUCAAUCAUUUCCUACGUUGUAUCAAUCAUUUCCUACGUUGUAUCAAUCAUUUCCUACGUUGUUUCAAAGACAAAAGGAAACCUGUUAAACCCGGAUGUUCUCAAACAUCCUUAGAUUAAAUCAGUGAUUGGAGAAUGAAGUUGGUGUGCUGCCCUAAGGUUCAACAAAUAUUUGGCUCAUUGAAAGACUCACACAAAUUAAUGGAAUAUUUUACUUACCCCACCCCGCUACCCUUCCCAGCUACCAUUCUCCACCACCCCCCCACACCCCCCACCCCCUCUUUCCGGGCCGCCACAGAUUAAAGUAAGCAAAUCAAAACAUCUUUGGGGGAUUAAUUUUGAUUUAUUGACAUCAAUGUCACACGGUCGCCCAUCAUGAGUGUUGGAUAUGUCAUGUAUGUCGAGUCAGUUAUAUGUGUGUCAACUCUGUCAUUAUUGUGCAGGCCAGUCAUGUUGGGCACACGCCUAUGAUAUUGAGCCCCUCUCCAUUUCAUGUUGAUUUGGAUAAACCUUUGAUGACGUGUAUUUUUCUAUUUUAUUUCUUCAGGGUUCGUUCAAUGACCUUGACCUGGAGCAACUUUACAAGACUUACACAGUCAGAAACAAAUACCCACUGGUUGUUAUAUACCUGGCUGUGCUGGCCCUGGGCUCAUUCAUUCUACUCAUUGUAACAGCUACCCAUGGCAAGGUAAGUGACAUAGUACCCUGCCAGGGCACUCUCCUGGCUGUGUUAGCUCUGUAGUUGCUGUUUUACUCACUAUAACAGUCGCCCAUGGUCAGGCAAGAUUUAAGUGCCCUAAUACAUUGUGUGAAGACACAUGGUCAAAUAAAAUUAAAAUGUCCCAUGUUGCCAGAAGUCACACAGAUAUUGACCUGGAUUACAUGAGCAGAUAACUGCAUACAACAGAAUGUCACAAUAACCAAGUAACCACUGACAUUUUUGCAAAGUAUGUGUUCACCGAAACACAUCAUCCAUGUCCUCAUCCAUGUCCGUAUGAGAAUGUGUACUUUAUUAUGUACAACCUCUAUUUGAAUGUGUACUGUACCAUGCACAACACCAUCAAGGUCGCCUGUAUGCAGGGCCGGCCUUAAGCCACUGCAACCUAUGGGCCCCCAGUGGGCCCCGCACUUUCAUAGGCCCCGCGCUAAUUCUAGGUGUAAAUUAUUAAAUGAAAUGAUAUUUUGAUGAAAUACUGUAUGACUUUGCUACACGCAAGGCUCGUAAAGUAAAGUUACUUUGAUCGUGAUUUUGUACUUAGUAAAGAAUGAAUAAAAUGCAAAGACGAAUUUAUUUUCUAAUACAAAAUCUUAAUUUUCACUUAUUAUUCUUAUCCCUACCCAUACUGGGCCCCACGCAAUCCGUUUCGCAUAGGGCCCCGCAAUUUUUAGGGCCCUCCUGCCUGUAUGCACUUGCUAAAAGUUGCCUUAUUUUCCCUGCUAAGCCCUAGUAAAAGAUAACAAGCUCAUAACAUGGCUGUUGCGCAGCAGGCAGGCCCAUAAGAGCACCUAUAGACAAACACUUAACACUUUAAACUUUUAACCUGUCUGCCACAGGUACUGCCAGACACAGGAACUGUCUGCCACAGGUACUGCCUGGCACAGGAACUGUCUGCCAUAGGUACUGCCUGACACAGGAACUGUCUGUCAUAGGUACUACCUGGCACAGGAACUGUCUGCCAUAGGUACUACCUGGCACAGGAACUGUCUGCCACCGGAACUGCCUGGCAUAGGAACUGUCUGUCAUAGGUACUACCUGGCACAUGAACUGUCUGCCAUAGGUACUACCUGGCACAGGAACUGUCUGCCAUAGGUACUACCUGGCACACGAACUGUCUGCCACAAGUACUGCCUGGCACAGGAACUGUCUGCCAUAAGUAAACUGUCUGCCAUAGGUCCCACCUGGCACAGCAACUGUCUGCCACAGGAACUGCCUGGCACAGCAACUGUCUGUCAUAGGUACUGCCUGGCACAUGAACUGUCUGCCAUAGGUACUACCUGGCACAGGAACUGUCUGCCAUAGGUACUACCUGGCACAUGAACUGUCUGCCACCGGUACUGCCUGGCACAGGAACUGUCUGCCAUAGGUACUACCUGGCACAGGAACUGUCUGCCAUAGGUACUACCUGGCACAGGAACUGUCUGCCAUAGGUACUACCUGGCACAGGAACUGUCUGCCAUAGGUACUACCUGGCACAUGAAAUGUCGGCCAUAGGUACUACCUGGCACAUUAACUGUCUGCCAUAGGUACUACCUGGCACAGGAACUGUCUGCCACCGGUACUGCCUGGCACAGGAACUGUCUGCCAUAGGUACUGCCUAGCACAGGAACACCAAGGUAUAAUCAAGAACAAUUUUCCCCACUACGUUGAGAAAGACCUUAAUUUUUGUUAUAUCGUUGCUGUUGAGUUUCUGGGAGGUCGACAUCAGAAAAGAUUAAACUGAGAAAAAACAUUGUGACUUUUCAACAGUCUUUUGAUUGGUGUCUCAAAGUUUGAAUGGCAAGUUUAAUCAUUGUAAUUGAAACAUGGUGUUAAUUAAAACGUAUGUUAUAUUAAAAAAAAAAAAGAAAGAUUUGGUGUGCUUUCAUGUACCCCACUUUACGCCAUUAAAAGAUUUCUUCAAUUCAUCGCGGUUGUAGCUUUGCUUCCAUAUAAAUGGGGUCGCGCGUUUAAAAUGAGUGAGGACCUGUGAAAUAGAUCCACGGAGCUUACUAAUUGAGCUCAGUGACUAGAUUUGACCGGUCGUGGCGUAUAGCGACAGUUUGUGACAAUCUCAGACUUGUAAUUAAAGAAAAACAUCAUGAUCUUUUUGAUGAAACACUAGUAGGGAGAUGUCCAACUAUUGAGUGUCGUCGAACAGUUGAGUGUCGUCGAACAGUUGAGUGUCGUCCAACUGUUGAGUGUCGUCCAACUGUUGAGUGUUGGUUAGUUCAUCAAAACAGCAUGGAACAUCUCAGCUUUCAAGUGGGGCCGUGUAGUGUGGGGCCGUUUGGUGUGUGACCUUGUAGUGUGGGACUGUUUUGGUGUGUGACCUUGUAGUGUGGGACUGUGUAGCGGCAAUGUGAGACCCUGUCCACUCAAGUUGUUGAACGUGUGCUGGUGUGUGACCUUGUAGUGUGGGACUGUGUAGUGGCAAUGUGAGACCCUGUCCACUCAAGUUGUUGAACGUGUGCUGGUGUGUGUGUAAAUCUAUACAUAAAUUCUACGGAGCGCUAACUUUGUUGAAAGAGAUAUACAUCUAGCUACUUAUGCUACAUUCGGUGCUCAUAAGAGAUAUACACACACACACAUAUAUAUAUAUAUAUAUAUAUAUAUAUAUAUAUAUAUAUAUAUAUAUAUAUAUAUAUAUAUAUAUAUAAAGCUGGUAUGAUGCAUAAACUGCUCAUAUGAUACAGCCAGUGCUUGUAUGAUACAUACACUGCCUCUUCUGACAGACUGGGCUCUUGUGACAGACUGGGCUCUUGCGACAGACUGGGCUCUUCUGACAGACGGGGCUCUUCUGACGGACUGUACUCUUCUGACAGACUGGCCUCUUCUGACAGACUGGGCUUAUAUGACAUACUGGCCUCUUCUGACAGGCUGGGCUUAUAUGACAGACUGGCCUCUUCUGAUAGACUGGGCUCUUCUGGCAGACUGGGCUCUUGCGACAGACUGGGCUCUUCUGACAGACGGGGCUCUUCUGACAGACUGUGCUCUUCUGACAGACUGGCCUCUUCUGACAGACUGGGCUUAUAUGACAUACUGGCCUCUUCUGACAGGCUGGGCUUAUAUGACAGACUGGGCUCUUAUGAUAGACUUGGCUUUUCUGGCAGACUGGGCUCUUGCAACAGAUUGGGCUCUUCUGACAGACGGGGCUCUUCUGACAGACGGCUCUUCAGACAGACUGAUCUCUUCUGAAAGACUGGGCUCCCAUUGGAAACUAGACUCUUCUGACAUACUGUUCUCUUCUGACAGACUGGCCUCUUCUGACAGACUGGCCUCUUCUGACAGACUGGCCUCGUCUGACAGACUGGCCUCUUCUGACAGACUGUGCUCUUCUGCCAGACUGGCCUCUUCUGACAGACUGUGCUCUACUGACAGAUUGGUCUCUUCUGACAGACUGUGCUCUUCUGACAGACUGGGCUCUUCUGACAAACUGUGCUUUUCUGACAGACUUGGCUUUUCUGGCAGACUGGUCUCUUCUGACAGACUGGGCUCUUCUGACAUACUGGCCUCUUCUGUCAGACUGGGCACUUCUGACAGACUGGCCUCUUCUGACAGACUGGGCUUAUCUGACAUACUGGCCUCUUCUUACAGGCUGGGCUUAUAUGACAGACUGGGCUCUUCUGAUAGACUUGGCUUUUCUGGCAGACUGAGCUCUUCUGACAGACUGACCACUUAUGGCAGACUUGGAAGCUAAUGCAAAUAGCAUCGAUGCAUUAAAUAAAAAUCACUUUGACUUAUUGCAUCUAUUCCCCCCCCCCCACCCUUUUUUUCUGUCACAUGCAGGCCAGUCCUAACAUUCACUACAUUGGACAAGUUGUCAAUCUUUGCAUCAGCUUCGUCUACUUCCUCACUCUGCUUCUCAUCGUCGUCUUCGCCGCCCAGCAGUCUUUCCUGGCCCACCCCACCGGUCUGGCCAUGUUCAUCGUCAUAGGAACCACCAUCUCCGUCAACGUUUACUUUGCUUUCAGUGCACCCGAAGAGCGGUCGCCCACCUCAGAUGUCCCCGUCUUGUUUUACACAAUGUGAGUAUAGAAGUGAAGAAAAUUGUUAUUUUCUCCAAGGAAGCAAACCACAGAGAUUUGUGGGGGUGUCUGACUUGGAGGCCCCUCACGGCCUGCAUGGAAAUAGUUCCUGGCCAAUAUUGAUUUGACAGCAAGAGACAAGGAACUAAUCUGGUAUUUAAAAACACAAGACUGUUGAUGCUAACUAAGAGAAGGCUUGUUACCUCACUGGCUUGUUACCUCACUGGCUUGUUACCUCAUUGGCUUGUUACCUCAUUGAUUCAAAGGAAAUUUGAUACUUUGAACUUGAACUUUAAUCACAUGCUUUGAUUUUAAUCCAACUGUCAUCUGUCAUACAGAAUUGUAUCCAACAUUUAAUCCAACAAUGCUGUCAUACAGAAUUGUAUUCCACAUUUAAUUCAAGUGUCCUCUGUCAUAUCACAUUGUAUCCAACAUUUAAUUCAACUGCCAUCUAUCAUACAGAUUAUUUGUAUCCAACAUUUAAUCCAAAUGUCCUCUGUCAUAAAGCAUUGUAUCAAACAUUAAAUUCAACUGUUUUCUGUCAUACCACAUUGCAUCCAACAUUUAAUCCAACAGUGCUGUCAUACAGCUUUGUAUCCAACAUUUAACAUACCAACAUUCAUGCUGUAGGCCUACUAUGUCCCACAGCAUUGUAUCCAAUAUGUCAUCCAACCAUCCUCUGUCCUGCAGCGUUGUAUCCUACAUGGUCCUACCUUUGUCCAGGAAGUGGAUGCUAAUCUCAGGCUCCGCCAUAACUGUGCUCCACGUCAUCACAGUUGGUCCAAUAUUAGCGACAACGAGAAAUGCCCCUGAUCUGGGCAAGGAGGUAAUAGAAGACAUUUAGCAAUCAGUGGAUAUGGUCAGUGGAUAUGGUCAGUGGAUAUGGUCAGUGGAUAUGGUCAGUGGAUAUGGUCAGUGGAUAUGGUCAGUGGAUAUGGUCAGUGGAUAUGGUCAGUGGAUAUGGUCAGUGGAUAUGGUCAGUAAAUUUGGUCAGUGGAUAUGGUCAGUGGAUAUGGUCAGUGGAUAUGGUCAGUGGAUAUGGUCAGUGGAUAUGGUCAGUGAAUAUGGUCAGUGGAUAUGGUCAGUGGAUAUGGUCAGUGGAUAUGAUCAGUGGAUAUGGUCAGUCGAUAUGGUCAGUGGAUAUGAUCAGUGGAUAUGGUCAGUGGAUAUGGUCAGGGGAUAUGGUCAGUGGAUAUGGUCAGUGGAUAUGGUCAGGGGCUCACAUUUAAAAAUCUUUUUAAAGAAACACAGGAAUCAAAUGUUCAAUGUUGACUUGAAAAUGCCAAGGUCAGAAUAAUGGCAUCACAUUGUAGUGUGUCAAAAUUGUAUUUAUUUUGUUAUUUAACUGCAAAUAUCGUUAAAAUAUUAAACUUUACUUUCCUGACAGAAGUUGCCAUUGGUGAUGUUGUCAUUGGUGAUGUUGUCAUUGGUGAUGUUACUGUUGGUGAUGUUACCAUUGGUGAUGUUAUUUCAUGAGGUAUUUGCCAUUAAUAACGAUAUGUUCAUAAAAGAUGCCAGUCACUGUUUUAUGUUGUUUACACUUUAUGUUGAAUCCAACAGCUUGUGUGCACAUUUCUGGUUCUGGUGUGUGCCAACCUGAUGGGCCUGAGCCACAAGUUCUUGUCUGAGAUUGUGCACAGGAGGGCGUUCCUGGAGGCCAGGAAUUCUGUGGACUCGAUGAUCAAGCUGGAGAAGGAGAAACUGCAACAGGUAACAUUGAGAUUGAGCUGGCCAGUUAGGAAGUGAUAAGAUUAGAUUGAUCUGUCCAGUUGGUUAGUGAUAAGAUUAGAUUGAUCUGUCCGGUUGGUUAGUGAUAAGAUUAGAUUGAUCUGUCCGGUUGGUUAGUGAUAAGGUUAGAUUGAUCUGUCCGUUUGGUUAGUAAUAAGAUUAGAUUGAUCUUGGCCAGUUGGUUAGUAAUAAGAUAGAUUGAGCUAUCCAAUUAUGAGGUGAUAAGAUUAGACUGAUCUGUCCAAUUGGUUAGUAAUAAGAUUAGAUUGAUCUUCUUCUUCUUCUAUAUAUUAAGGGCCCACAAUCAAUUUAUUGAUCGUUUUGGCUCCUAUGCACGUAGAGGGAUUUGCAAUGUUUCUGUGCCAUGUGUUGAUGAGGAUAUUUCACUAAUUGCAAGUGCCACUUUGUGAGGGCAUCAUGCACUGGGGGUUUGAAGGCUUGAGGCCUCAACUGUUCCUUUUGCAAGCUUGUUCCAGUCCCUGAUUGUCUUGGGCAGGAAUGAGCAGCUCCUAUACUGGCUUCUUGCUGGUAUGAGCCUGAAUGGCCUGUCAUGGCCUUGUCGCUGUCUAUGGGGGAGAGGGACGAGUUUCUGUUUAAUACUGGAACAGUGGACCAGCCCAUUAUUUAUCUUGUACAUCAUGGAGAGCCUGGUUUGUCAUCGUCGCUCCUCCAAUGGUGACCAGCCUAGUGUUACCAGCUGCCAACACUAGAGGUAUUCCUGUAGCGGUUUAGGACAAAGCGUGCUGCCCGCCCGUCGCUGGACCGCCUCCAACCUGUCGAUGUUCUUCUGUGUGAAUGGGUCUCAGACUGAAGAUGCAUAAUCUAAAACUAGACGGACAGAGGCUUUAUAUGCUCUUUCUUUCACACAGGAGUUGCCAUUCUUUAGAUUUCGCCUUAAGAACCCCCGGGUCUUGUUUGCCUGGUUACAUACAUUAUUAAUAUGCUGGUCCCAGCGGACCUGUCUUUGAAUGGUAACACCCAGGUACGUUACGGAGGAAACUGGCUCAAGUAUGUUCAGUUGGUUAAUAAUAAGAUUAGAUUGAGCUGUCCAGUUAGGAAGUGAUAAGAUUAGAUUGAUCUGUCCAGUUGGUUCGUAAUAAGAUUAGAUUGAGCUGGCCAGUCAGUUAGUCUUAAGAUUAAAUUGAGCUGUCCAUUUAGGACAGUAUAUGAUUAGAUUGAUCUGUCAAGUUGGUUAGUAAUAGUAGGUUCAGUUGACUAGUGAUAGAAUUCGAUUGAGGGUAAGUUAUUGUGAAUGUUUUUGUCACUAAAUAAUUUUAUAGUUAAAUUCCCUGGAAUUACUUUACUUUGGUUUCCAACCUUUUUGCCUCCUGAAGAAAUUUUUAGAAUCUAUUUGCUAUGGGGGCCCACAGGUUGGGAACCACUGCUUUACCAUGUCGAAAGAAAAGGGAGAAAAUCUUUAUAUUUCAUACAUCAUUUAUUUGAAAAGAGUAACUACCCUAAAACAUACAUCAUUUCUUUGACAAGAAUAACUACCCUAAAACAUACAUCAUUUCUUUGGCAAGAGUAGCUGCCCUAAAACAUACAUCAUUUCUUUGGCAAGAGUAACUACCCUAAAACAUACAUCAUUUCUUUGGCAAGAGUAACUACCCUAAAACAUACAUCAUUUCUUUGGCAAGAGUAACUGCCCUAAAACAUACAUCAUUUCUUGACAAGAAUAACUACCCUAAAACAUACAUCAUUUCUUUGGCAAGAGUAACUACCCUAAAACAUACAUCAUUUCUUUGGCAAGAGUAACUGCCCUAAGACAUACAUCAUUUCUUUGGCAAGAGAAACUGCCCGAAAACAUAAAUCAUUUCUUGACAAGAAUAACUACCCUAAAACAUACAUCGUUUCUUUGGCAAGAUUAACUGCCCUAAAACAUACAUCAUUUCUUUGGCAAAAGUAACUAUUCUAAAACAUACAUCAUUUCUUUGACAAGAAUAACUACCCUAAAACAUACAUCAUUUCUUUGGCAAGAGUAACUGCCCUAAAACAUAAAUCAUUUCUUUGGCAAGAGUAACUGCCCUAAAACAUAAAUCAUUUCUUGACAAGAGUAACUGCCCUUAAACUGUAUUUGAAUGUUGACCAGGACGAGCUGUUGGUCAGCUGUAUUCCCAGUAAUCUGGUGGCCGAGAUCAAGAGAGAUUUACAGGAGAACAUGCGUGAACCGAGGCCGACACUCUUCCAUGAUUUGUAUGUGGAGAGAUAUGACAAUGUCAGGUGAGAGAUGCUUUGAUGUUAUAUGAAAUAUGUGAAAAUGUCAGGGUAUGGUUUGACAAUGUCAGGUGAGAAAUAAACUGAUGUCUUAUGAAGUAUUUGACAAUGUCAGGCUACACGUAUGACCAAGUCAGGUGAUAUCAGAGAGAUCAUGUCAGGUGAAAAGUGAGUAAAUUCCUGGUGUUAAAUGUAGCAAUAUUUAAAAACAGUCGCAAAGCAUGCACACAGAAAAAGAAAGUGAAUUAGAUUAAUCAUGAAGGAAAUCCUAUAUUGAUUAGAUUAAUCAUGAAGGAAAUCCUAUAUUGAUUAGAUUAAUCAUGAAUGAAAUCCUGUAUUGAUUAGAUUAAUCAUGAAUGAAAUCCUGUAUUGAUUAGAUUAAUCAUGAAUGAAAUCCUGUAUUGAUUAGAUUAAUCAUGAAUGAAAUCCUGGAUUUAUUAAAUUAAUCAUGAAUGAAAUAAUGUAUUGAUUAGAUUAAUCAUGAAUGAAAUCCUGUAUUGAUUAGAUUAAUCAUGAAGGAAAUCCUAUAUUGAUAAGAUUAAUCAUGAAUGAAAUCCUGUAUUGAUUAGAUUAAUCAUGAAUGAAAUCCUUUAUUGAUUAGAUUAAUCAUGAAUGAAAUCCUGUAUUGAUUAGAUUAAUCAUGAAUGAAAUCCUGUAUUGAUUAGAUUAAUCAUGAAUGAAAUCCUUUAUUGAUUAGAUUAAUCAUGAAUGAAAUCCUGUAUUGAUUAGAUUAAUCAUGAAUGAAAUCCUGGAUUUAUUAGAUUAAUCAUGAAUGAAAUCCUGGAUUUAUUAAAUUAAUCAUGAAUGAAAUAAUGUAUUGAUUAGAUUAAUCAUGAUUUUAAUCAUGAUUUUAAUCAUGAAUGAAAUCCUGUAAUGAUUAGAUUAAAUAUGAAUGAAACCCUUUGCUAUCUCUCAUCUCUAACCAAUCCCUAUUGACCACAGCAUCCUCUACGCUGACAUCGUCAACUUCACCCCACUGGCUUCUGAAUGCACAGCCGCUGAACUUGUCAAGAUGCUCAAUGAACUUUUUGGACGCUUUGACCAGCUGGCUUCAGUAAGAAUAUACAAUUAUUAGGCAAUAUGUUGACAUGAAGUCUUAUUCAGCAAACAGUGAACAAAUAAUUAUUUUAAUAAUUCUUGUUUUUAAUUUCUUAUUUGUGCCAUGGUCUGUUUACGCUAUUUUAAUUGCCUUAAUGGUUUUGUUACGUAAGGUUAUAUGGUUUUGCAAAUGUAAUUUGUUUCAAGACUUGAUUCAUUUUUAAAAAAAGUACUUCACAAAUGACUAACAAGCAGUAUACAAAGAAAAUGGAUACCAAAGCUAGAGAUACUAAAAAAUACCCAAUUUAAUUACACGAUUAAAUUUGUUUAAAAAAAAAAUUUUAAUAAAUAAAAAAUACAGAAAAACUUUAUGAACUUACAGCACAGCUCAAAAUGUAAUGCUGAAUGAAAAAAUUGUGCAGGCCAUAAUACUUUAUGAAAAACAUGUGCGGACCAAAAGCAAAUAGACCAGGGGUGAAAACUAUUAAGGAAAAAAUAAUAAAAAAUAAUAUUUUGUUACAUCACUGGCCGCUAAGUGGGUGCUGGCAGGCCGCAUGUGGUCCAUGGGCCAUAUGUUGUACAGGCCUGCUUUUAAAGAUAAAAAUUUUAAUACACACACAAAGAAUACAGUUCUUGUAAGGCUCCUAUUAUAUUUCUCGUAAAAGUCUAGGAAUAUUAGCAACAAUCUCACUCUGGGCUGGGAAAGCUGCCGUCUUAUCUACAGGGAGAAAAUUGGCACCCUUCAGAAAAGAAAUUCUAGCAAUUGCAUCCCCUGAUAGCAUCCAUUAUCACAAAUGAGAAAGUAUUCAAAUGUAAACAACCUUUCCCAAUCAAGGAAGGGAUGGGGUUGGCACAUCACUGCACAUUUAAUUAGUGGUGUCAAUAUCAAAACAAAAAAAUGGUUAGAGGAGUGGUUGACGCUCUACAUUGAAGUAAAAUUAGGUCAACACACAUGCUUCAAAAGAGUAUUAGUUUUUAAGAAUUGUAAUGGAAAUCACAAAUCAAAAAUCAAAUCACCAUUUUUUUAAAGAAACCAAUUCAUCUUAAUCUUAUCCUUGUGUUUUGGACAUAUAUGCUGUAAGAGUUGACAAUUUUAUCAGCAUAUAUAUUUGCUGCAGAGAGAUAUGCCGUUGAGUUGACGAUGUUAUAAUGUUAUUCAUUUUACAGAAAAGCAACUGUAUGAGAAUCAAGAUUCUGGGUGACUGCUACUACUGUGUGUCAGGUGUACCGAAUGCUGAUAAACAUCACGCAUUAAACUGUGUUAGAAUGGGGCUUAGAAUGCUAGAUGCUAUAAGGUAUAUGUUGGAUGCUAUCAGAAAUAGAUUUCCAACUAAGAGGCAGAAUUAAUUUGUUUACCUCAGCUGUUAAUUGCCUUUUGGUUUGGCCAGAUUUUUUUGCUUUGAAAAGUCCUAUUGGCAAAAUGUACUGUUGGAAUAAUUAUCUGAUAAUUAAACAUCUGGGUGGUUAAAUGUCUAGAUGGUUAAAUGUCUGAAUGAUUACUUAAACAUCUGGGUGGUUAAAUGUGCUGGAUUUUAAAUGAAAGGGUUUGGAGAGUGUGGAUAGUUAAAUGUUUGGAUGUAUAAAUGUUCUGUCGGCUAAAUGUCAUGUUGGCACUAUGACAAGAUGGAAGCUUUUCUAUUACUACUGGUUAGUAAUAAUACUAAUUAGUUUAGCUUCAAAAAUUGUUUUUAUAAUGUACCAACCUCCACACCCCCCUAAAAAUAAAAAAAAAAAUUAAAUUAAAAUUAAAAAUUUUAUCUGUAACAAAAACUAGACCAACAAUUUAUAUCUCUAAAAAAAAAACUUGACCAACAAUUUUUAUCUGUAACAGGGAUGUGAGGGAAGCCACAGGUGUUGAUGUGGACAUGAGGAUUGGUGUCCACACUGGCUCAGUGCUGUGUGGUGUACUUGGGCUGAGGAAGUGGCAAUAUGAUGUGUGGUCAGAUGACGUAACAAUAGCCAAUUACAUGGAGUCUGGGGGCCUACCUGGGUAGGUUUUCAGUUUUAAGACCUAACACUCCACUGGAAAUGCCAAUUCACUAUUAAAGCACAAGUCUAUGCCUGUAUCUGAAAUGUUAUUUUAUUCACUUAGUUUGAAACUAUUUUGUACAUAUUACAUCACUUAUUUUGGAACUAUUUUGUACAUGUUAAAUCACUUAGUGUAGAACUAUUUUGUACAUUUUUCAUCCCUUAGUGUGGAACUAUUUUGUACUUGUUUCAUCACUUAGUGUGGAACUAUUUUGUACAUGUUACACUCUACACAUGGGAUUUAAGAUAAUUAUUUUAUAAUUAUAUAGAGUUUUCCAGAAUUUUCUUUUUUUUUAAAUUUAACUUCCUAAAUUUUACUCUGUUGUAAGUUCAGCUGUGACCCUUUCAUUCUUCUAUAUCCUAUAAACUUUUAUUUUUAUAUAGCCUAUCCUGGGAACUUUUAUUUUUAUAUAUCCUGGGAACUUUUAUUUUUAUAUAUCCUGGACUUUUUCAUUCUUCUAUUUCCUGGACCCUUUCAUUCUUUUAUAUCAUGCAUUAAACAUUUUCCAAUGGAAUCUUUUGCUCCCUAAAAUAGUGUUUCAGCACAGUAAGAAAAUAUGUUUUCAUAUGCCUGACUUGAUUGAUACUAACUGAAUUCACGUGGGACUGAAUUCUUUUUUUCAGUCGAGUUCACAUCUCAAGGCAAACAUUAGCUUUCUUGGAAGGAGAGUAUGAGGUGGAGGAGGGUAAAGGUCAUGAGCGGAGUGCCUACUUAGCAGAAAAUAAAGUUGAAACUUACCUGGUUGUACCUGUUGAAAGACGGCAUGUGAGUUGACAUCAAAUCUGUAUAACGGUAACAUCUUGUCUCACCCUUCCUAAAUAAUUUUGCCAACUACUUCUGUUAGGAUUCUUUCACUCUAAACCAAUCUCAAUCCAUAAUUAAUGACGCAUCUAUGACUUGAUUAAAUAUUAAACAAUUUUUUAGUAGCUCACUGUUAAGCACGUCAAUAAAAAAAAACCCGAUAGAGACAAAAGUAAUGCAAAGCCCCAGUGAAUUAAAUUCAGAAAAUCAAAACCUUGCCAUAUAAUUUUAAAUCAUGUGUUUACACUUUUGUUUGAGUUCUGCAGGCCAGAGACAGGAAGCUGGGAAAAACCAGAUACCAUCUGAGUGGACUCCGAAAAUCUCUGCGAGUUACAAAAUUUUUAGAGACAUGGGGAGUGGACAAGCCAUUUGCCAACCUUAAGACAAGCUCCAUGGUGUCUAAAGUCUUGAGCUUGACGGUAAGGUCAAAAAAUGACUUCAAUGAUUUAGAAAGGGGUAGACUCCAUGAAGUGGACAUAUGUUUUCUGUUAAAAAAAAUUCUUUAUUUCAGUAGAACAGUUUAUGAUGCUUUCUUUAAUUAAUUACAUAUUUUAUCAAAAUAUAUUUAAAGAUCACAAUUAAAUUUUUGCAUUUAAAAAUGCGUUUCAAUAUAAUAUUCAGAACUAUAUAUAUAUAUAUAUACAUACACAUAUAUAUAUAUAUAUAUAGGGGAGGAUAUAAAUUAAUAUGAUACUAAAAAGGUCAAUAUUCAAAAUAAUAUUUUUGUUGACAUUGCUUUUGCUUUUUUUUUAAAUAGUUACCAAACCUUCACUAAAUGGAAGUGAUAUUAAAAUAUUAACGACAUUGUUUUUAAAUUGGGUAAUGUCUAAGGUUGUAGAGGGAAGGUAAUGUGUAAGAUGGUAGAGGAAAGGGUAAUGUUUAGUUUGGGGAGAGAAUGAAAGUCAAAUAGUGGUGGUAGGCGUGCAAUGUUUGGAGGGUGGGCGGGGGGUGGGGGGAUGGUGGAGAAUUAAGGAAAUAAGAUUGAAUAAGGAAAUAAGAUUGAAUUUGAGAAGGAGGUGAGAGGGUGAAUUUAGGGUAUUGAGUUACGUUGGUAUAGGGAACUGUUCAUUUUUCAACAAGUUAUAAUAUUGUAUUAUAUAAAUAGGUAAAUUUGAUACAAAAAAUAGUAAGCCUGGUUAUUGUAUGACUUGUAAAUGGCUCAAGGAAUUUUACGACAACAAUAAUGUACUGAUUCAAUUUUCACUUCUCAAUUUGUUUUUUGUAUAUCUUUAACAAAUCUUAUUGUUCAUUGUUUCUUGCUAAAUGCACAUUUUUUAAAGCUUGCAUACAAUGGCCUAGCUAGAGUUGGUGUCACCUGGUGUGGUACGCAUCCCCCUAGCUACACCACUGCUUGCAUACAUUACAAAAAGACCAGUUUAAUAAAAAAAAAACUCUUGAGUAUAAAAAUUAUAUUGUAUCUUGAUCAGAGUUUGGCCCUGAUAGAUUCUAACUUUAUGAUGAACUCUUCUGGCAUAGAUCAAGGGUAAGUCACUGUGAAUGUUUUUGUCAAUAAAUAAUUCUAUGAUUACCUUACCUGGAAUAUGAAAAGUUUCCUGCACACCCAGUUGUCACAGCCAGUCAGAAUAGCCAGUAGGAAUAGCCAUUCGGCACAGCCAGUGGGCACAGUCAGUUGGCACAGCCAGCCGGCACAGCCAGUCAGCACAGCCAGUCGGUGCAGCCAGUUGGCACACCCAGUCAGAAAAAGCCAGUUGGAAGAGCCAGUAGGCACAGUCUGGUGUCCAUUCAUCUCCAUGAUUUUGAUUUAUGUCUUUAUGCACAAAAAUCUACACAUUUCUCCAUCUUAAUCACUCAGAAAUCACAGUUAGAAGUAACAUUAUUUAUAGAUGUCUUACUGGUAACUCUGAGUUCAAACAAAUUCCCACGAAUUGUGCCUUUAUAUUUAGUGCUUGGAUUUUGGCUCAGGGAUCCUUGAACAUUUUAGUGGCUCUUAUAAAUUUUUCACAACUCCUGAAAUCUGGAAAAUUUAGCAUGUACAAUUAAUAAGGAAGGAAAACACUGAGAUAAUCUUCUACAGAUGAAGAAAUUGAAAUGAAUUUGAUAAGAUUCCUCUCUAAUGUUUUUUAUUGUGUCAUAUUGUUAAAACUAACUUUUAAACUUUGCCAUUGGGGUCACAGGUUAUUGGCAGCAGAUAAACAGCAACAAGAAGAGAUCAACAUGAGGCUUCAAGAACGCCUCAACAACAUCACCAACAACAGGUCAGUUGUGGCACUGGGGACUGGUCAGUUGUGUUAUUAGGGUUUGGUCAGUUGAAGUUGUGGCACUAAGGGGGGUCAGAUGCGGAACUAGGGGUGGUCAGUUGUGGGACUAGGGGUUGUCAGUUGUGGCACUGAGGGCUGGUCAGAUAUGGGACUAGGGGUGGUCAGUUGUGGUACUGGAGGCUGGUCAGUUGUGUUAUUAGGGUUUGGUCAGCUGUGCCACUAAGGGUGAUCAGAUGGGGGACUAGCUAACAAGCAGCUACUAACUUAACUAAUCACAUUUAACUAGAACUCAUCACUUAACUAGCAGCUACUCACUUAACUAAUCACUGUUAACUAGAACUCAUCACUUAACUAGCAUCUGCUCAAUUAACUAACCACUGUUAACUAGAACUCAUCACUUAACUAGAAGCUACUCACUUAACUAAUCACUGUUAACUAGAACUCAUCACUUAAUUAGCAGCUACUCACUUAACUAAUCAUAGUUAACUAGAACUCAUCACUUAACUAGCAGCUACUCACGUAACUAAUCACUGUUAACUAAAACUCAUCACUUAACUAGCAGCUACUCACUUAACUAAUCACUGUUAACUAGAACUCAUCACUUAACUAGAAGCUACUCACUUAACUCAUCACUGUUAACUAGAACGCAGCUAGGCACACACUAAAGAUAGUAGAGGCUGAUUUUCUAGGCUGCUUAACUAGGCUGGUUUGCUAGGGUAGUUUGCUAGGCUGGUUUGCUAUGCUGGUUUGCUAGGCUGGUUUGCUUGGCUGGGUUGCUAGGGUGGUUGCCAAGGUUAUAUUAAAAAGUAAGAAGUGAAAUUAUAUAUUGGAAGUUUUACUCUCUCAUACCGCUCUACAAAUUUGACUUUCAUUUAAGGGAUAUUAAUAUUAUUUAUAUUUAUCAUAUUGAUGUCAACAACAAAAAAUCAUGAAUAAACAUUUAUUAUUUUUCCUAAAGUAUUUUAACCCCGUUAAGUUAAAUGUUAUGUACAAUUUUUUUGUUUUCAGUGAGUCAAAAAACAAAAUAAUUUGUGUGUUUUAAUUUUUCCAUUUCAGUUUUCAGUGUAAAUCUGAGGCAGAGAUGCAUUCUGUUUUGUUACGAUUCCUUGAUCCAUUUGCUGAGCAUAGUUUCUCCAAACAGCCGGAUGAUAUGUUCUUCUUCUAUGUGAUUUCAGCUCUUGUCUUCUUCAUAGUAAUAUUUAUAAUACAAGCAGUCAUGUUGCCCAGGUCAGUAGGAUCAUUUAUUCUAAAAAUACAAUAAUUUAAACCCUGUAUGUAAUAUGUAUAUGAAACAUAUGAUAUUGUUUAUUUUGAUGUUUGAUUUACAACAGUUGCCUGAGUAAAAUAAAUCAUUUAAAAAAAUAACAGUAUUAUAUAACAAUUUUGCCUUAAAAAUUAAAAAAAGGAAAAUAUCAUUCAUUAAUGGAAGAUAAUAAUUGAAGGACUGCAUUCAAAAAAAGGAGAUCUCUUAAGUUUUUUACUGUGCUCUGUUUUAUUGUCAUAUUUUCAUUUGUCCUGUUUGAUGAAGAAGGCUCUAAGCUGAAACAUUCAUAUCGUAUUUUCCUGUCUUUUCAUUCAAGCUCUAACAUAUCUUUUUAUACAAUUUCAUUCAUUAAUGGAACCAAUAUGUUGACAAUGUGUACCUACCAUGACAAUGUGCCCACCAUGACAAUGUGUGCGUUCUUGAUAAUUUGACGAUGAAUUUAAACUAAUUAUGUUGGAAUUCAAUUCCAUAAACCCAAAUUUUCUAUACGAUUUAAGAGACUGGACAUUUCAUUUUAACAAACCUUAUUUUUCUUUGUUCCAAAAGGUUAAUGUUAAAAAUAUCUUCAGAUUCGAAAAAGUUAAUAAACAAAAGGAUUACUUAAAUUUCAUUUUGAUUUUAAUGUCUACUUGUUUACAAUAAUUCCUGAUAAAACAGAAAGAUUAUUUGAUUCCACAAAUAUAAUUUUUUUGCUAAGCUAAUCCUAACCCUUUUCUUAUAAUCUCUAUUUUUCUUAACUCUUAUUGUUCUAUCUUAGUCUUUAAACUCCUAACUCUCAAUGCUCUUUAUUACCCUAACUCUCAAUGCUCUUUAUUAUCCUAACUCUCAAUGCUCUUUAUUACCCUAACUCUCAAUGCUCUUUAUUACCCUAACUCUCAAUACUCUUUAUUACCCUAACUCUUAUUGUUCUAUGUUCUUCCAAAGGUUACUGAGUUUUUUGUUUUGGUUUCAGGAGUGCUUUAUUCUUUGUCACUUCAACAUUAAGUUGUCUGCUCCUGACAGUUCUGACAGCCAUCUGUUUAUGUCAUAAAAUACCUGUCCUGGUGAGUUGUUAUAUCAUAAAAUACCUGUCCUGGUGAGUUAUGUCAUAAAAUACCUCUCCUGGUGAGUUAUAUCAUAAAAUACCUGCCCUGGUGAGUUGCUAUGUCAUAAAAUACCUGCUCUGGUGAGUAACAUUAGUUUUCUCUUUAUUCACCUGUUUCAUAAAAGUUUAUUUAUUGGAUUGCCGAAAAGCUCACUGAAGUUAACUUUUACAGGGUUCCAGAAAUGGAACAACUAACUAAGGAAGUGAGGGGUGGGUGGGGGGGGUGUGCUGUGAAAUGCCUGAGCUCUACUCCUCCCCUUUCCCUGCAUCCUAGUGUCCACUAAGAGAUCUACAAAACACAUUGAAACAAACAAACAAAUUAAAACUUUUCACCUGAUGCAGCUUGCACCCCACCAUGCCACACAUACAAUGCUAUAUUUUUUGUUCAAUGAAUGUUGUGCUAUUCCAUGUAUAAAUGAACCCCUGAUGGAAAUACUUCAGUUUCUUACGUUUGGAGAAGCUAUUUGCUAUGUUAAUGUAAUGUUAUUAUUGAAAAUUUAAAAAAUUGACUACAAAUGAUACAAAAAAAAACAACUUUUAUAUGGCUCUUGGUCUCAAUCUUUCUCAUGGCUCUCAGUCUCAGCCUGUUCCAACCGAAAAUUCAACUUUUCCAUAUUUUUUAUCUGAAUUCAAAGACUGGGCAUGUAUGUAAAUUUUUAUGUGACAUUUAAAAUAAUCACUCUCAGACAGAAUUGUCAUUAGGGCAGUGAGGUUUCAUCAUAUAAGAUGGCUCAUUUUUGCACUUGAGAAAUUCUCAAAAUUUAUAUUGUUGGAGAUUAAAAAAUGCUUUCUUUAUCAUGUUGAUCCAUGUGCUGAAAAUCAUUAUGUACAAUAUAUUCAAAACACAUUUCCAUUUAUUUGAAUAAAAAAAUAAUCUUGAUAAAAACUACAAAAAUAAAAUCAUUUUGUGUAUCUUAGAUUGUAAAUAUGUUGUAUUUUUAAAAAAUUUAAUAAAUUUUUUUUUUUCAACAGAAACGCUGUCACAAAGUCCUUGACAUAUUUGCUCACAUCUCUACGUACAUCGGUCGUAUCUUGUGGGUGAGGGUGGUGCUAUCCUUGUCUUGUGUAGGAAUUAUUUUCUUUGCUUCAGCAAUCACCAUGGUAAGUAUCACAGUUAUUAUGAGGAUAAAUCUUAUAAUCAGACUAAUAAGUAUCACGAUCAUAAUGGUAAGUAUCACGAUUAUUAUUAGGAUAAAUCUCAAUCAGUCUAAUAAGUCUCACAAUCAUGAUAGUAAGUAUUACAAUCAUCAGGAUAAGUCUCACAAUAAGCCUAAUAAAUAUCACAAUAACAAUUGUCAGUAUAACAAUUAAUAACAGGACACAUAGCACAAUCAAAGUAAUUAUAAUAUUUGUUGGGUUACAUAUAAAAAUCAUCAUGAUUAGGAUCACCCAUUAAUAUGUCUGAUCAGAUCAAAUAUGAAAAACAAAAUUGGAGUUUCUUCUUUUUUUUCUUUAAAUGUCUAAUCAAAGUUGAGAUUUUUACAGUAAUUAGAAAGUUUAUUAUAAAAAUAAAAAAAAUUCAGAAAAUUAUCAUGAUAUUUUCUUUAAUUCUGAAACAUUUCAUAUGUAUUUUCAAUGCGGUAUGCAGAACUAUUGAUCUGGAGCAAUAAUUAGAACCACUGAGAUAAAACAAUAAUUAGAACCAUUAAUCUGAAACAAUAACUAGUACCAUUGAAAUGAAUCAAUAACUAGAACCAUUGAUCUGAAACAAUAAUUAAACAAUUUAUCUGAAACAAUAACUAGAACCAUUGACCUGAAACAAUAACUAAACCAUUUAUCUGAAACAAUAACUAGAACAAUUGAAAUGAAACAAUAACUAGAACCAUUGAUCUGAAACAAUAACUAGAACCAUUGAAAUAAAACAAUAACUAGAACCAUGAAACAAUAACUAGAACCAUUGAAAUGAAACAAUAACUAGAACCAUUGAUCUGAAACAAUAACUAGAACCAUUGAUCUGAAACAAUAACUAGAACCAUUGAAAUGAAACAAUAACUAGAACAAUUGAAGUGAAACAAUAACUAGAACCAUUGAAAUGAAUCAAUAACUAGAACCAUUUAUCCGAAACAAUAACUAGAACCAUUGAAGUGAAACAAUUACUAGAACCAUUGAUCUGAAACAAUAACUAGAAUCAUUGAAGUGAAAAAAUAACUAGAACCAUUGAAAUGAAACAAUAGCUAGAACCAUUGAAGUGAAACAAUAACUAGAACCAUUGAAGUGAAACAAUAACUAAACCAUUUAACUAAAACAAUAACUAGAACCAUUGAUCUGAAACAAUAACUAGAACCAUUUAUCUGAAACAAUAACUAGAACCAUUGAAGUGAAACAAUAACUAGAACGAUUUAUCUGAAACAAUAACUAGUUCCAUUGAAAUGAAUCAAUAACUAGAACCAUUUAUCUAAAACAAUAACUAGAACCAUUGAAGUAUAAAUCUAACACAUUUCAUUUCUUUUGAACAGUCUAACUGUGACAGACCAGAAUUACCCUCAGUAUGUCAAUUCAACGCCUCAGUCAACUCUUCGGGGAAUCAAGUCAACUCUUCGAGGAUAGGGUCAGGAUCUUGUAACCCACCUGUAAGUGAAUGUGAUUUAAUUGUAUUUGCCUAGAUUCCUAAAAGAUUGUCUGAGUCAUAUUUCAACAAAUUGAUCCUAAGGUUGAUUGUUCGAUGCUGAACAUAACCUACCCCCCCUCAACCCCCUAAAAUAGGUUCCCCCUGUUUUUCAAAAGGAAGAUGAAGGAAAUAUGAUGCCAAUGAUUUGACAAAAUAAAAUUCCAGAUAAUUGCACUAAAUGAGAUUCUUAAAAAUAUCGCAAGUGUGUUUGGUACUUAAUAUUUUUUUUUAAAUUCUGAAAUAGUUGGUAAAAUAUUUUUUUUUUUCAUAAAAAUCCUUCAUAAACAUUUUUUAAUAAUUUAAAUUAUAUUUAUAUUGUAAUGUCCCACCCACUUUUACACCACAGAUUUAUUACACCAAAUUUCAGCUCGAUUAGGUUGAUGGGAAAGGUCAAUUCCGAAGAUUUUGCCACACAUCCAGAAAGAAAGAAACACAUAAACAAAAAAAAUUUAAUAUAAAGCAUUUAAUAAAACAAGUUAAUGCUUUGUUCUAAUGAUAAUUGCUAUUUUUGUCUCUCCAGUAUUUCCUUCUGAGUUUCAUGAUAGCCUUCACUAGCUAUAGUAUCUUCAUCCAGAUCAGCUUCAUCAUCAAGCUCAUCUUCCUGGCAGUCAUGUUCAUAAUAGUCAACCUCUCUAUCCAUGUUGGCAAAGGAGAUGUGUUUGAUGCCUUCGACCAGUGGUUAGGAAAUAUUUCAGUUCAGCUCUGUUUAGUGUAAAAAUCUUGAAAAAAAAACAAAAAACAACACAAACAAAAUCUUAGAAGAUAAACAAACAAACAAAAAUAUUAGAUAAUAUACCAACACAUACAAAAUCGUAUAAAUAAACAAAAAAACACACAAAAUCUUAGAUAAUAAACAAAAAAAACCACACAAUAAUCACAAUGGAAGUUGAAUUACUCAAUAAUGAAUUAGGCACGAUGAAAGCAGCCUUUAUAAAUCAAUAGUCAUUCCUUGAAGGCAGAAUUUAAUGUUUAGCCUUAUUCAAGUUGCUUGUAUUUUUACAUUGCAGUUCAAAUGGGAAUAGUAUACCACUGAAGUUCAAGACUUCUAUAUGCAUUGCUGUGGUUUUAAUCACUAUGCACUACCUGGACAGACAGAUGGAAUAUGCAAAUCGGCUGGGUCAUCUAUUCAAAUUACAGUUUCAAAGAGAGACGGAGCAGGUAAUCUAAACCAGGUCAUUUAUAAUGACCUUCUUUUGUUGAGAAUUUUGUGCUUUUGACAUCCUAAAUGAAGAGUUUUUGUUUGUACUUCCACAAUGGAAUUGAAGACAUGGCAUCUAUGGCAUCUACAUUAAAUCUCUGUAUCAGAAUUUGGUCUCAAACACUAUGAAUCUUCAGAAGAUUGUUGAGUUCAUUUUUACAAACACUUUAUUAGAUUUUGGCUAAAAAAAUAUUAUUUUUGUUUUAAUGAGUACCAGUUUUUGUACAUUUUCUCUGUUUCAGUGUGUACACACUUUGUUUUAUUUGCACAUUUUUCAUGUGUUCUUAUUUUUUUUCCAAGGUGAAAAUGAUGGCAGCCAUCAACAAGAUAGUCCUAGAAAAUAUUAUCCCAUCUCAUGUGAUAGCUUACUAUCUCAGGUCAUCUAGAAAAAAUGAGGUAGGGAAAUAGCUUACUAUCUCAGGUGAACUAGAAAAAAUAGUUAGGAAAAUAGCUUACUACCUCUGGUCAACUAGAAAAAAAAACCAAGGUGUUAUAGUGGACUAGCGGACUAUACCGCCCUGAUAGCCAACCAGGUACGGAGUGACAGAGUGUGUGCAUGGAAACAAGCAUAGUGUCAAACUUAUUGAGAACUUGUAUUAUAUAUAUAUUUAUGUUAAUGUUUAUUUUUGGAAAUUAAAACAUCAAAAACAUAAUAGUUAGGUUGGCUUACAUAGUGGACAAAUAGAAAAUGAAAAUGUUCUUUGUAGACCUUGAGUUCGGACAACUCUGCUGCUUAUGUGUGGUCACUCAAAGACAUUUCAUGUCGACAUAGAAAAUGGACCCUAUGAGACAUCACAGGGUGGAACAGCCUUAUUGGGGAUAUGCUAUGGCCACUAGAUGCUAUGAAAAAAAUAGUGUUAUUGUUUAACAAUAAACAAAACAAAUAAGUCAUUUUAAAAAUUAUUUCCUACUAUUUAUUUGUUGCAAGACCAGAGGUUGACUGGAAAGACAACUGAGAAAUUAAAUAACAUUUCAUAAGAAUACCCCACUGUAAAUAAAGUUAAUGAGACCACACAAAAAUUCUAUAAAGAACAAGAGGAUUUGAAGGUGAAACAGAGUUCCCACCUGAGAGUUCUAGAAAUUGCAUGAUGAAGGAAUGGAGAAUUGUUAGAACCAAUUCAAAAACUUUCUUGCUGAUGUCAAUAACCAUGUUUUUAAGACAGUGUUUUCACAAAAGAUAAACUGGGAAGGGCAAGAUAGUUGCAGGUAUGACAAGAUAGCUUCAAGAAUGCCUCAAUCCGAGGAAUUUGGGUGAACUUGAUAAAGUCUUGUAUUAAACCUAAAAAUCUCUCAGCAAAUUGUUUUUGAGAUUCAAUAAUAAAGCAAGGGCAAUUGGAAUUUAAGAAGAGUCUAGAUUUUCUUCCAAAGUUGACAUUUUUUAAAAGAAAGAUCUUACAAAAAACACUGAAAUUUGUCUAGAAGUAAUAAAUAAUGCAGACAAAAAUUAUAGAAAUGUUGGAAAUAUCUAUUCAUAAUUUUGCAAAAGUGACUACAGAACAUAAUAGUACUUAUUAGAAUUGUGUUUUUCCCUGGAAUAUCAUACUAAAAAGGCAUAAUUUAUAUUCAGAUGUAUAGUCAGUAUUAUUUAAUUUUUAUAAAUAGUUACUGAUUCUUCUAAAUUCCAAGUUUCAUGCUAAAUUUCUGAAAUUUCUUCAAACUGAAAUAUUUGAUUGAGAUCAAAUAUUUCUGAAAACAAAUUGGCGACAUGUAUGCUGAUAAACUAUGAACCAGACAUUACAAUUACAUUAACCAUGUUAGAGGAACAAAUAAUUGAUGGGCUGGCAAAUGAUAUUAAGAUUAAUGAAAAUAUCCUCACAUACUAUUAAGAUUAAUUCUAUGAUAUUAUUUUUGAAAUCUUUAAAAUAUAAUUAUUUUUUUAACAGUAUUUGAAUUAUUUUAGAAACUUUAUAUUUAUUUUUGUUAUUAAUGUUACAGAAAAUAAAUUAAAUAAUUUUUUUUAAAAAUAUGCUUGGGCCUCUAUUUAUAUUUGAGACCUAGCCUAUUAAAACAUGCCUUAUAAAUGGUCAACAUGUACAAGGAGACUGAGCCAGUUCAUCCCAAUUGCCAAAGCUGAUUCAAUCCCACAAUCAGUCCCUGAGGAAAUCCCACAUUUUAUUUUUUAUAUUGUGUAAUAUUUUACAAAAAAUACAAAAGAUUGUUUAAAAUUCAGCACAGAUCCAUUGAAACAAUUAAAAGUACAAAAAGUUGCACUUUGUUGAAAUCUCAAACUUCGCACUAAGUUAGAUGAGAUAAAGUACUUAACCUAUAUGUAUUCACAAGUCUGGACAAGUUUCUGACAUUUCUUCUUAUUUUUGUUGUUGAAAUAUUCUUGUGUGUGUAAAAGGUUUGUUUAAAGGGUUUGUGUAAAGGGUUUUUGUGACAUUGAUUGAUUGGUGUAAUAAAUCACUGAAAACAUCUUGGUUGAAAUUUUUAAAAAUUAUUAAUAGCAAGAAAAGGAAACUUUGAAGGGGAUUUUUGUGUGUGAUAAAUUGUCCUUAGUCUCAAGAGCCUAUGAGGUCGAGGCUGAACAUGAACAUUUUUACACAUCUUUUUUCCAGGAGCUGUACCACGAAUCUUGUAGCAAUGUUUGUGUGAUGUUUGCAUCCAUUCCAAAUUUCAAAGAUUUUUACCAACAAACAAAAGCCAAUGGAGAAGGACUGGAGUGCAUUCGUGUGCUCAAUGAAAUUAUAUCUGACUUUGACCUGGUAAGUUUUGGUCGCAGACUAGAGUGCAUUCGUGUGCUCAAUGAAAUUAUCUCUGACUUUGACCUGGUACGUUUUGGUGGCAGAUGUAACCAGGUGACUGGGAGCAGAUGGAGCUAGGUGAUUGGGAGCAAAUGCAGCUGGGUGACUGGGAGCAGAUGGAACUAGGUGAUUGGGAGCAAAUGGGGCUAGGUGAUUGGGAACGUUAGAUGCAUCAAAGAGGCUGAUGUAUUCAUUUGUGUUAUCAUGCAUGGACUACUGCAAUGCUCUCGUGGUGGGUCUCCCAGCUAUGCUCCUGGAUAAAAUUCAAAGAGCACAGAAUAAUUCGGCUCGCAUUGAUCUUUGCAAACACAAAUUCGACCAUGCUAAAACACUUCUUAGAGAGCUGCACUGGCUGCCGGUCCGCGCUCGCAUAGAGUACAAAAUUGCAACUUUGUGCUACCGUUGCUUACAUGACCUGGCGCCAUCUUAACUCAAAGCACUCAUGACGCCUUAUGUACCCACUAGACAGCUCCGCUCAUCCGAUAGUGGCAAAAUAUCAAUACCGUGUGUUCAUCUUGAGACUUACGAAAAGCGCACUUUUGCAUUUGCCGGCCCAACAAUUUGGAACGCCCUUCCAGUCACUCUCAGAAACAGCCAGACACUGGAUUCCUUUAAAACCGAUUUAAAAACACAUCUAUUUUGCAAACACCUUGUGGGGUCAUGCUAUCUACCAUCUUUUUUCAGCUAAUGUAUAUUGGCUUGUGUUGCUUAUGGUUGAAAUGGGAUGAAGGACUUUACUUGGUAUGCUCGUAUGUAGUUUUAUAUUGUUGCGUCUGUUUUUUAAAUAUGGUAAUUUUAGAUUGUUUUUAUUUCUCUUUUUAAUAUGGUUGACUUUGUACCCUGCUUCGAGCUUUUGGGGAUGAAGCGUGUUUUUCAAAUAAACUUUAUCAUUAUUAUUAUUAAUGGUGCUAGGUAAUUGGGAGCAUAUGGAACUAGGUGAUUGGGAGCAAAUGGAGAUGGUGAUUGGGAGCAAAUGGAGCUAAAUGGGUGGGGGUGGUGAGGUUUAAGGAACACUUCCUCUCUAUUAGAAACAUGAAACAGAUUCACAGAGCAGAUACACGAAACAGAUACACAGAGCAGAUACAUGAAACAGAUACUUGUUCAAGAGGAGUUGCUCUUAAAGUUUUGACUUCACUAAUGUAAGAAAAUGAUUAUUGAUGUUCCCAGCUGCUCAUAAAAAGUCAUCAAGAUGUCGAAAAGAUUAAAACCAUUGGGAGCACUUACAUGGCAGCUACAGGGCUUCAGACUGGACCAAGAAGACAACAGGUGAGAGCUAAUUGACCCAUCUGUUGUUAGCUAGUUGUCAGGAUUGUAUUUAUUAAAUCAGAAUAAAAAAGAAGCUCAUCAUUGCAAAGUUUUUUUCUAGCUCUUGAAAUACAUGAACUUUAUAAACCAGGAAACUGAAUUGGUAAAAUUUAAAAAAAGCGAAUUUUCGUAUUUAUUUUAUAAAUUGUUGAUGGGCUGUAAGAGGAAUGAAAGAGGGCAGCACUUGUAUAUGUAUAUAUAUCACUAUUUUAUGCUAAUAUUUGUUACAUUUCCUGAUUGUAGAAGUGGUAAUGUCAUAUUGUUUGUUAGCAGAAGUGGUAAUGUUAUAUUGUUUGUUGGCAGAAGUGGUAAUGUAAUGUUGUUUGUAGGAAGAAGUGCUAAUGUUUUAUUGAUUGUAGGAAGAAGAACCCUGGGAGGUGAACAUUGUGUUGAUGAUUGAGUUCAGCCUGAACAUGAUGGAGACCCUGGACAAUAUCAACCAACAUUCUUACAACAACUUCAGUCUCAGGAUUGGUAUGUUGUACUUGUAAUCUUUGUAUAGGUAAUGCUACGUCUGUAAUCUUUAUGCGUGUAAUUUGGUGUAUGUAAUAUUUAUGUAAGUAAACCUUUUUGUAUAUAGUCUUUUUGUACCAGUAUGUGUUUUUCUGUCAAUGUGAGUUUUGUUUAAAUGUAUAGUUUUGGGAUGUGUUACUUGGUUGGUCAGUUGGUUACUCUGUGAGAACACAUUCACUAUAAUUGCGUACUAAAUGAAAUAUUAAGUGAGAUUUUAAGUGAGAUGCUAAGCUAGAUGCUAACUUACAGGCUAUGUAAGAUGCUAAAAUUCAAAGGCUAAGUGCAAUGUUAAAUGACAGGCUGAGUGAGAUGCUAAGGUGUAUGCUGAUGAGGGAGAUGCUAAUGUAUAUGCUGAUGAGAGAGAUGCUAAGGUAUAUGCUGAUGAGGGAGAUGCUAAGGUAUAUGCUGAUGAGGGAGAUGCUAAGGUAUAUGCUGAUGAGGGAGAUGCUAAGGUAUAUGCUGAUGAGGGAGAUGCUAAGGUAUAUGCUGAUGAGGGAGAUGCUAAGGUAUAUGCUGAGGAGGGUGAUGCUAAGUGAGAGGCUAAUAAAAGAGAUACUAAGUGACAUGCUAAGUGACAUGCUAAGUGACAUUCUAAGUGACAUGCCAAGUUAUAUGUUAAUAGAGAUGCUAAGUUAUAUGCUAACAGAGAUGCUAAGUUAUAUGCUAAUAAGUAAGAGGCUAAGCGAGAUGCAAAGUUCACUGCUAAGUGAGAUGCUGGUAUGAGAAAUGCUAAGUGACAUGUUAAGUGACAGGAUAAAUAAUAUGCUGUGGAAGAUGCUAAGUGACAGGUUAAGUGAGAUGCUAAGUCAGAUGCUGAGUGAGAUGCUCAGUGAUAGACUAAGUGAUAUGUUACGUGAGAUGCUAAGUGACAGGCUAAAUGAUAUGCUAUGGGAAAUACUAAGUAAGAUGUUAAUUGAGAUGCUAAGAGAUAGAAUAAGUGAGAUGCUAAUUGAGAUGCUAAUAAGAGAGAGGCUGAGUGAGAGGUUAAAUGACAGGACUGUGAUCUGUUAUUCCAUAAAUUUAUGUUAUAAUUUGUAUUUGAAGGCGAUGAUUUGUUCUAAUCCCUUUCAAACUUGUCAACAAUUUCAACCAUCUAAAUAUUGUAGAUUUAUUGAUGUAAAAUUAACAAAAGUUAACCACCACAUUUCAUAGAUUGUAAAAGUCUUUGAUACUUGUACUGAGGCUUAUAUUUUACUGACAAUAUUUUGUUUACCAAUUUAAAAAAAGAAAUAUAAAUAUUUAAAGAUUAGAAUGAUAAUAUGAUGAAGAAAAGAAGACGGCGCAUUAAGCAGGUACAAGAUUUGUUUAAGCUCUUGUUAGAAAUAACAAAAGAACAACAUGUAUUAAUGUAAUCAUAAUUUGUUCCAUCUAUUAAUAUAAAAUAUCAUGCAAAUCUCAUUAUCUGCCAUCACAUCACAAAAGUUGAAAGCAAUCAAAUAAAAAAUAAUCCUGAAAUUUUGUUUUCUUCCUUACAUCAGGAGUAAACAAUGGGCCUGUCAUAGCGGGUGUGAUUGGAGCUAGGAAACCUCAGUAUGAUAUUUGGGGAGACACUGUCAAUGUUGCCAGUAGAAUGGACAGCUCUGGUUUGCCUGGAAAAAUACAGGUAGUUCACUUGAUAAGUUUAAUCUCUGCUGGAAUUUGA
Molecule: messenger RNA, 28250 nt
Organism: Lymnaea stagnalis (great pond snail)
Lineage: Eukaryota; Metazoa; Mollusca; Gastropoda; Lymnaeidae
Source: the annotation of a GenBank genome assembly